CUAGGCGACGAGUCCUCGCGAUACGCGCGCCUGCGACGCCAUCCUGUCUGCCUCAGCUGCGUAGCUUGUUAGUCGGCCGUCGGUUAAGCGCUUCCUUGUUCUUUGUGGGGAGUUCCGCGCAGCCGUUUGGGCCGAUCGCCUGGGGAAGUGGCAAAAUGGACUGGGCUGGGAAACAUAAUGGUCCAAAUGAUUCAUCUAGUGAUGGAACAGUACGAUUGCGUGGUCUGCCAUUUGGCUGCAGCAAGGAGGAGAUCGUUCAGUUCUUUCAAGGGUUGGAAAUCGUGCCAAAUGGGAUAACAUUGACGCUGGACUACCAGGGGAGAAGCACAGGGGAGGCCUUCGUGCAGUUUGCUUCAAAGGAGAUAGCAGAAAAAGCUCUGGGGAAACACAAGGAAAGAAUAGGGCACAGAUAUAUUGAGAUCUUCAAAAGUAGUAGGAGUGAAAUCCGAGGAUUCUAUGAUCCACCCCGAAGAAUGAUGGGACAGCGACCUGGACCAUAUGAUAGACCAAUGGGAGGAAGAGGGGGUUAUUAUGGAGCUGGGCGUGGAAGUAUGUAUGACAGAAUGCGUCGAGGAGGUGGUGGAUAUGACGGUGGAUAUGGUGGCUUUGAUGAGUAUGGUGGCUAUAACAAUUAUGCCUAUGGAAAUGAUGGCUAUGAUGACAGAAUGAGAGAUGGGAGAGGAAUGGGAGGCCAUGGCUAUGGUGGAGCAGGAGAUGCAAGUUCAGGCUUCCAUGGUGGUCAUUUUGUUCACAUGAGAGGUUUGCCCUUUCGAGCAACUGAAAAUGAUAUUGCUAAUUUUUUCUCACCACUGACUCCUAUAAGGGUUCAUAUUGACAUUGGAGCAGAUGGAAGAGCAACUGGAGAGGCUGAUGUGGAAUUUGUGACACAUGAAGAUGCAGUGGCUGCCAUGUCUAAAGAUAAAAACCAUAUGCAGCAUCGAUACAUUGAGCUGUUCCUGAAUUCAACUGCUGGAGGUGGUUCUGGAAUGGGAGGCUAUGGCAGAGAUGGCAUGGAGCAAGGUGGUUAUGGUUCCGUUGGAAGAAUGGGAAUGGGCAGCAGUUACAGUGGAGGAUAUGGGACUCCUGAUGGAUUGGGUGGCUAUGGUCGUGGCAGCGGAAAUAGUGGUGGAUAUUACGGGCAAGGCAACAUGGGAGGAGGUGGCUGGCGUGGAAUGUAUUGAAGAGUAUCAUUGUGUCUCCAAAGCGUGUUGGAAGGAAACCAUACUUGGUCUGCUAGGCUUUCUUACAAAACUUAAAUUUCUUUUGUAUUGAAAACUUUAUAUUGACUGAAGGAAUGUGUUUUCCCAUUAUUUGGUAAGCAUCAGAUUGUGAUGGGGAAAUCUGUUUUCUGUAGGUUUUAUUUGUUGCAUACUCUGACUUUAAAUAAAUUUUUUAUAUUCAAA
Molecule: messenger RNA, 1403 nt
Organism: Candoia aspera
Lineage: Eukaryota; Metazoa; Chordata; Lepidosauria; Squamata; Candoiidae
Gene: HNRNPH3
Product: heterogeneous nuclear ribonucleoprotein H3
Exons: 10
Coding region: 156-1181 (341 amino acids)
Cellular component (GO): ribonucleoprotein complex
Molecular function (GO): RNA binding
Source: RefSeq, a predicted model, not a curated record